Messenger RNA from Musa acuminata AAA Group (dessert banana), 1090 nucleotides. Its product is annotated as CASP-like protein 4B2. Bases 135 to 911 code for a protein of 258 amino acids. The transcript has 3 exons. Lineage: Eukaryota; Viridiplantae; Streptophyta; Magnoliopsida; Zingiberales; Musaceae. The record is from RefSeq and is a predicted model, not a curated record.
UCAUCUGAUUCCACUCACUUUGUGCUUCUUUCUCAUAAUUUAUCCACCUUGCAAAAGAUAAUAAAAAGGCGAAAUAAAAUUACUCCUUUCUUUUGUUCCCCAAAGAUACCUCAAUCUGCAUUCGGUGAAUUUUGAUGGGACCCACCAAAAAAGGUUUGCUCGCUGGAAAGGUGGAGCUUGCGUGUGUUGUUGGGGUGGGAAAAUUAUAUUUCGUUAUGUCCAUGAGCACCAAGCAUUUAUUUAUUCCCCCCCACACUCCACUAGUGUACUGCUUCUUGCACAUGGCCGCCGACGACGAGGACGAGAGCGCCGAACCGAGGUCGAUCGUGCCGGUGAUGGCCCCCGGGCCGCCGCCUGGCAUCGAGAAAUCCACCCCGAGCCCCCUCCCCGCCGCUGUUCCCGCCGAUGAGGGCAGCGCGGUGGUGCGAUCGGUGGUGCGGAGGUGGAGGAGGGAGCACCUGCUGGAGAAGAGCGGGCUGAUUCUACGCGCGCUGGCGUGGAUCUUCUCGCUGAUCGCCGUCGCCGUCCUGGCCUCCAACCGGCGCGGGGGAUGGAUGAGCUUCGACCACUACCAGGAGUACCGGUACUUGUUAGCGGUCGCAGUGGUGGCGCUCGUGUACUCGACGGCGCAGGUGCUGAGGCAGGCGCACCGGUUAGGCACCGGCAAGGAUUUGGCGCCGAAGCAGUACUCCGGGAUUGUGGACUUCGCUGGAGAUCAGGUGAUUGCGUACCUGCUGAUCUCUGCAUCAUCUGCAGCAAUCCCAAUCACAGACCGCAUGCGACAGGAAGUAGUGAAUACCUUCACAGAUGCAUCAGUAGCUGCAAUCAGCAUGGCUUUGUUGACAUUUGCAGCACUUUGCUUAUCUGCUCUAAUAUCAGGCUUCUUAGUCUCUAAACGAAGUUAUUUUUAGAAUUACCAAGUUAGUGUGUUUUCUUCUCCUUCCUUUUUCUCUUCUUUUUCUGUUGGUCUGUACUAUAAGUUUCUCACUGGAUGCUGGUGUGAUCUGCCUUAUUUUGUUAAGACAGUAAAUUGGAGAUGUUAUUUGGCCCUUUCCUUUAUCGUUCAGAGGUAAUGAUAAAAAUUGCUGCA